Messenger RNA from Micromonas commoda, 3182 nucleotides. RefSeq lists its product as hypothetical. NCBI's taxonomy places the organism in Eukaryota, Viridiplantae, Chlorophyta, Mamiellophyceae, Mamiellales, Mamiellaceae. The transcript is spliced from 2 exons. The record is from RefSeq and is a predicted model, not a curated record. Bases 1 to 3132 code for a protein of 1043 amino acids. Gene Ontology annotation, cellular component: endoplasmic reticulum. Gene Ontology annotation, molecular function: lipid binding.
AUGGAGGAACGCGCAGAUGAGCUCGUUCAGACCGCGAUCGCGGCGGUCGCCGGGUAUUUCGCGGUGGCCGUCGGUCUGGCCGCCGUCUUCCCCGUCGUCGGCGGGAUUCUCAUGGGCGUCGGCGCCGCGCUGGUCGUCCAGGCUGUCCUCGUCCGCCUCGCGCUGGCCGAGGCCGCCGCCAAGGCUGCGGACGAGUUCCCGGGCGCCGUGGAGAUCGGGACCGGCACCGCCGUGAAAUCCCUCGUCGCCGAGAAGGGCGAGUGGGACGCGACGGGGCCGAAUCAGCAGCACCACCGAGGAUGGCUCGUCCUCGUCUGGGGCGCCAACGCGCCGACCCCGCCGGAGAAACCCGAGCGCGGCGAGCGCGCCUUCGCCACGCUCGCCAACGGCAAGCUCCAACUCGCGAGAGACCGAACCUCCGAUCCCGCGGGCGCCAUCGACCUGGACGGCGUGGACGUUCGACUGUGCUCGCCGCUGUACUCCCCGGGGUUCAAACACCCCGAGGGUGCCGACUCUGGGACGGAGGACGGCGUCCCCGGGGACCGACCCGGGGGAGGGCGGCCGAUCGGCGCGGGGAAGGAGAAGCGCUGGUGGAAGCGCCUGCCAAUCGUCCUCUCUCAUCCCGAGCGCGCGCUGCACAAGGGUCACAGGGUGGUGUGGUGCUACGCGCUCAGCGACGCCGCGAAAGAGGCGUGGGCGGUGGCGCUGUGGCAGGAUGUCUCGCGCUCGCGGGCCAUGAUGGACGCGGCGGUGCUCUCCGCGGCGAGGGCGGCGUCGCGGCUCUCGCAGGGGUCCAGGGGCGGGCUCGGAGGCGGCGGCGGCGGAGCCGGCGGGCCCGGGAGCGGCGGCGGCGGCGACGGCGCGGGGGAUCGCCGCCGCGACGGCGACGGCCACCUCAGCGACGGCGACGAGGCGCAGCGCACGCUCAUCGACCACCUGCGCGCGUGCGUCGCGGUCAAGAACAGCCACGAGGUGUCCAAAACGAUCGACGACGAGGCUUUCGCGGCUUUCGAUCGAGGCGAAAAAAGGGAAGACGGUCCGUCGGACGAGCGAGGCGAGCCGGGCGGCUCGGGAUCGGGGGGUCCUUCCGCGCGCGAGGUUGGCUGGAGCUCGGGCGGCGCCGCCGCCGCCGCGCUCAACGGCGUGUUCACGCGCAUCAUCUUCGACAUGCAGCGCUCCCCGGAGAAGAUCGCGGAGGUGCGCAGGGACCUUUCGAAGCUCUGCGAGGGCAUCCCGGAUCUCCCAAAGUUUGUCGGCCCGAUUUCCGUCACCAGGGUUCACCUCGGGGAGAACGUCCCGCAGAUUCGAGCCGCGCGGCUGCCCCACGCGGCGUCCACCGCCAACGCGUCGUCCGCGGCGCCGUGGGACGGGGGCACGCUGGCGAACCGCGGGCCUUGCGCCGCGGUGGAGCUGGAGAUGGACUUUGCCGGAACAGCCGAGGUCGUGCUUCGAACUAACAUCGACCUCAACGUCUACGCCGAGAUGAUGCGCGAGAAGGAACGAACGGCCGUGCCCGACGCCGACGACGGCGACGGUAAGGGUACCAACGCGGACGACGGUACGAGCACCGGUAAAUGCACCGAAAAAGUCGGAAGAGACAGCCCGGAGCCGGGUUCGAACCCGGGCACCAACGCGGAGCGAUUCGCCAAGAUCAAGUCCCUCGCGAAGAACAACGCGUCCAAGCUCAUAGGCGCGGUUGCGAAAAAACUCGUCGACGUGCCCGUGACGCUUCGGGUUCGGUUGAGGCGACUGUCGGGGACGAUGCGGUUCUGGAUCCCCCCGCCGCCCGGGGACAGGCUGUGGUUCGCGUUCGUGGGGGAGCCCAAGGUUGAGAUGCAGGCGAUUCCCACGCUGGGCGAGCUGGGGAUCCGAUGGCACGGACUCGCCGAUAAGGUUUCGCAGCUCAUAACCGCCAACUUGCUCAAGGAGUUGUACGCCGCGCUGGUGCUGCCGAACGCGGGUAACCUGCUGCUGGAGCCGCUCCGGCCAUACGACGGGGUCAUACCGGAGAUUGACAUCGACGUCGUGGUCGGAUUAACGGCGGAAUCCGCGGCGGAGGCUGCCGCCGCGGCCAGGGCAACCUCUCAACGCGCCUCCUCCUCCUCGCCGGAAAAGGACAAGGGCGAGGACGGGGACGAGGAGACGGCGGCGAAGGAGCGGGCGGGAUCGCCGCGCUCACCCGCCGCGAUGUCCCCGCCCGCUCCCCUGGUCAUGCCCGAGGUUCGCAGGUCUUGGGGCGCGGCCAGCUCGCCCUCGUCACCAAAGAAAGUGGAGGACGAGCAGGGAAAGGCUGAGAUUUCCCUCGAGGAGGACUACCAACAACAACGACGACAACAACAACAAGACGAAGACGAAGACGAGGAAGAAGAAGAGGGCCCCGACGGAACACGCGGCGUCUUUCACACUCCUUCGAACAGCAUGCUCCUCGAGAUGCCCGGCACAGGCACAGGCACAGACGACGACGACGAGCCGUCGAGCCCGAGCGUGCCCCGCCGCGAUUCCUCCUUCGGCGAGGCCGAGGCGGCCGUCGCGGCGAUGGCCGCGGGAUCCAUCGAGACCCCGACUUCCGUGCGCGGUACGCUCGGCGGGGAUCGACCCCGGGCGGCGGCGGCGGCGGCGGGGGGCAGGGACUUAGGGGAAGGACCGGCGGGCGCGCCGGAGGACCAGUGGGCUUCCCCAACGGGGCCCGCGAAUGGGAACGUGUUGUCCGAGAUCAAAGCCGACGCCUUCGCGUCGAAGAGCCCUGCGGCGGGAAGGUUCGACCCGCUCGGUGGACUGGACAACGCGGGCGGCGCUUCAUCUUCCGCUGCCGCUUCAUCUUCCGCCGCUUCGACCGAUUCGGGCCCGGCCAACCCGGCGGCUGGGCUCAAGCUGGCGUCGCUGUUCGCGAAAACGAAGGCGCGGAUGAAAUCGGACUUUGAUCAGCUGCGGGAGGGGAUAAAGAAGGGCGGGCUCGAGGGCGGGCUCGACGCGGCGAAGCGAAUCACGGAGAAGGCGGUGAAGGAGCUGCAGGAGGGGGAGAAGCCGAAGGUUGACCUGACCAAGGUGUACGGCGGCGGAACGGAGAUUCCCUUCAAGGUUCCGGAGGAUGAGCCGCCGAGGACGACGAACCGCCGGGAACACGCGGAUUGACCGAAUCCGACGCAGUGAUGUGAUUGAUUUGAUACACCGUCGUUUGUCUC